CUUCACGACCCGUCACGUAUUUUCGAUGCGGAAGUGAUGGUUGUGACUGACACUAAAACAGCAAUUAUGAAUUAUUAAACCCGCAACACUGCCAACAGUGGCCGUAUGUACAUGUCGUGAAGAUGGGGAACUGCUGGGUCCUGUGUGCUGGGCUCAUCCGACGCGGAACCGGCAGGAUCCAGAAAGGAGGCGGGUCGAAGUAUUUCAGGAGCAGAAAUGCAGGGGGACAUUACACCAUUGAGUUUGAGAACCUCGUGGAGAGCGAUGAGGAGGAAAUCCCACAAAACUGUCCCAGAGCGAUCAGCGAGGAGGAGUUGGGACACCUGAGGGCGCAGCAGUACACAGCCAUCAGCGAUAAACAGACCCUGAUUGAUGAGCGCCUGCAGGCUGAGCUAGCAGAGCAAGAGGAAAAGCUGAGGCUGGAAGAAGAGGCUCAGUGCGCAGCCCAGCGUGAGGCAGCAAGGCUCGCGCGUGCCAGACGGCAGCAGGAGCAGCAGGAACAAAGGGAGAAAAUCGACACAGACAUCAGUAGCCAGAGGGGUCAUCAGAAUGCGAUGAUGAUGGAGAGCAACCCCGGGGCUCAGCUGCAGAGCAUGAAGGGUCAGGAGGAAGUGAUGAGGAGCAGAAGGCUGCCCUCAGACAUGGCCACUGUCAUGCCCAAAGUGAAGAACAACAGUGAGUUCACCAGCCAGACCUCCUCCACUAAUAACGAAGACCUGGACCUGGAGUGGGACAGUGAGGAUGGCUUAAGCCGAGCUCUGCCAGACCAGGACAAUUCUGGAACUGAGGACACGCAACAAGCUCUGGUGGUCCAGCCAGGGGAUCAUUUGGAUGGCAGACCAGCUUCCACCGCCCUUGAGUGGGAGAAUGACUUCGUGAGCGCCCAUGGCGAGGACUCCGCCGACUCGGAGUACGAUGGCUUUGUGAAUCCCGUCCUGGACUCCACUUCCUCCGAGCCCUCAAGCAGGUCCACCACUGACCAGCAGGACAGAUAGUACCACGAUGACCAAAUGCUAACUAAUUAAUGAGUCAAAUGUUCUUCCAGCUGGUGCACUUCUAGUACCAGUGCAAACUACAGUGUAAGUAAAAUGUUUGAGUUCACAUGCUGGAAAUCAAACUUUCUUGGGCCAGAACAUACAAACAGGAAAUUUGAAAAUUAGUCAGUUUUAUAGACUGAGUCAAAAUGUGAAAUAUGAAUCCACCUGCCAAGUGCUUGUACAAAAAAGAAGGUGAGCACAUGAGUUAUACCUAUGUGGUUCUCACUGUUCAGCAUGGCGGUGGGAGUGUGAUGGUGUGGGGUUGCUUUGCUGGUCAUGCAGUUGAUCUUUAAAAGGUCCAAGGCAAUCUCAACCAGCAUAGACAUCAUAGCAUACUUCAGAAGCAGGCCAUUCCAUGGGGGUUAUAGCUAGUUGGACAGUCAUUCUACAAAGAAGUAAACUCCUCUAAGCAAUUUGGUUUACUUUGUCUGGACAAAAUCCCCCCCCCAAGUGUACUCAAACAUUUGACUGGUCCUGUACAGCUGAAUGAAAUCCUUUGCACAGCUAAUAAGAUACAGCACUGCACCUUCAAGCUAUUGCUUCACCUUUUGACAGACUGCUGACUCAAUCUGCUGUUUGCACAGUGUAUUUCCUGUCAGCAUGUUGGCCAAGGGUUCAGCUGCAUGUGCUCAACUGUAGUUUGCGUGACUUUCAACCUCUUAUUUCAGCACCUGGCAGCACAAAGCCAUGAUGAUCAGUUUUUUUUUUUUUUUUCUUUUUCAUCCUCUCAAGUUUAGUUUUUCUUAUCCUUUAACAUCUCUUCCUGUCCUCUUUCAGACAUUGUUUUAUUUAGCCUGUACUGUAUUCAAAUGAAUAAACCAGAAGCCUAUCUGUAAGCAUGUUUAAGUUAAGGUCCUGUUACUUUUAUAUUAUUAAUUAUUAAAACAUGGGGGCAGCAGGUUGAGUAUUGGUUAGAGCUACUGCCUUUCAAGUUUGGUGCAAUUUACCUUACUGUACAACUGGGUGAAUCAUUUUAAGUAGUUUAGUGUACAAACCUAGCAGUUCCUUUGGAGAAACAUGUCCGA
Molecule: messenger RNA, 2062 nt
Organism: Scleropages formosus (Asian bonytongue)
Lineage: Eukaryota; Metazoa; Chordata; Actinopteri; Osteoglossiformes; Osteoglossidae
Product: AP-1 complex-associated regulatory protein-like
Exons: 10
Coding region: 123-995 (290 amino acids)
Biological process (GO): regulation of Arp2/3 complex-mediated actin nucleation; negative regulation of substrate adhesion-dependent cell spreading; negative regulation of cell motility
Cellular component (GO): endosome
Molecular function (GO): AP-1 adaptor complex binding; kinesin binding
Source: RefSeq, a predicted model, not a curated record